Molecule: messenger RNA, 954 nt
Organism: Adineta steineri
Lineage: Eukaryota; Metazoa; Rotifera; Eurotatoria; Adinetida; Adinetidae
Source: the annotation of a GenBank genome assembly
AUGCCUAUUCGAACAUAUCUAUUCAAUCAAAUAACUAAUACAAUAUGUCGACUUAAUGGUAUCGAACCAUCACAUCGAAUGCCACACAAAGAAGAAUUAAGUAUGCCGUUUUCUGAUCAUGUUUUAUACAGUCCAAGUCAACUUCCACCUAAAGUUGACCUACGGCCUUUUCUGACACCUGUUGAAGAUCAAUCAAGAAUUGGUAGUUGCACAGCAAAUUCACUUGCAGGAGCUUAUGAAUAUUUAAUAAAGAAAGCUCAUGGUACUGAUAUUGAUGUGAGUCGCUUAUUUAUUUACUAUAAUGGACGUACUAAGAAAACACAUUUACCUGUUGUAACUGACUCAGGUUGUUCAAUGACAAAUGCUAUUGAAGCAUUAGAAGAAUUUGGUACAUGUCUCGAAUCAGCUUGGCCCUAUGAUAUAACACGUGUUAAUGCACGUCCUAAUAUUCAAGCUUUUACAAAAGGACACUCACAUAAGGUACACCAAGCACUGCACGUUAAAAUUGAUUUAAAUGAAAUGAAAUCAUGUCUUGCACAAGGUUUUCCAUUUGCAUUUGGUUUACGACUUUAUUCAUCAUUUGAUAAAGCAGCUACAACUGGUGCUGUACCAAUGCCGGAUGCAGCAGAACAAGGUCGAACUGAACAUGGCAGACAUGCCUUAUUAGCUGUUGGUUAUAGUGAUGAAUCAAAUGCAUUUAUUGUUCGAAAUUCAUGGGGAGAAAAAUGGGGUGAUAAAGGAUAUUGUUAUAUUCCUUAUGAUUAUAUAGUUAAUCCAAAAUUAUGUUUUGAUGUAUGGGUUAUUCGUCAAUUCGAUAAUGAUGAUAUGGGCAAUGAACAUUGGCAUGUUACCGAUACUAUGCAUUAUAUAUUAUCAGUAGCACAUCAUGGUAGUCAUGAUCAUAUUGAAGUUAAAGAAAUUGAUGAACAUGAUGAACACCAUCAUCAUGCAUAA